This is a messenger RNA of Beta vulgaris subsp. vulgaris (sugar beet), 1016 nucleotides long. RefSeq lists its product as uncharacterized. Lineage: Eukaryota; Viridiplantae; Streptophyta; Magnoliopsida; Caryophyllales; Amaranthaceae. The record is from RefSeq and is a predicted model, not a curated record. The coding region runs from base 418 to 777 and encodes 119 amino acids. The transcript has 2 exons.
CCCAUGAUCUCAACACAAAAAAGGAGUUAUGUUACUUGGACUCCCCAAAUGGAUAUAAUCCUCACGUCAACUUCGCUUGAACAAAUGACCGGAGGGAACAAAGGCGAUGGAGAUUUUAAGCCAUAAGUGUAUCAAGUUGUGGUUGACAAGCUAAGGUUGGAUUUGCAAUUGCAUGUUAUGGUAGGUCAUGUCAAGAAUAGGAUUAGAGUUUGGAAGAAACAUUAUGCGACAAUCACUGAAAUUCGAACUUACACUAAAUUCAUAUGGGAUGAUGAAAGGAAGAUGAUUAAGAUCUGAGUCGAAGACCUUGUGGCAUGGCAGGAUUAUUGUAAGGACAAUCCUAGUGCCUCUGCUUACCAAAACAAACAAAUUGACAACUGGGAUGAUAUAUGCACUCUAGUGGCUGUGGAUAGAGCGAUGGGUGAUGGUGCAGAGCAACAUGAGGAGUCGGCAUCAGCUAUGGAGGCCGAGAAUGAAGGGGGUAGCACUUCCGAGACACCUUCAGGAGAGUCCAACAAGAGACUUAAACGGGAUCGUUUGGCGGAUGCUGUUAGUAGCUUUGCCGAAUCGUUCAAAGACUACCUCAAAGCAAAAGAUCCACCAAAACCCACUUCUUUUGAGGUAUAUGACGUUGUUUCUAAUGUUCUUGGUAUUACUCGACAUCAAAUUCUGAGGGCUGUGAAGAGGUUCCUUGGCGGCACAGUGGAAGAGCUUGACAUGCUCAAGCGUCUUUCAGAAAAUGAGAAGUUGGAUUGGAUUUUAUUGUGCCUAGAAUAGCUAGGUGGUUUUCUUUUUUUUUGUCUAAUUAAAAGUUGUACUAAACUAGUUGAAACGUUAAACUUUUGGAGUUCAAAUUCCACUUGCGUUCCAAACAUAUAGUAGAAUUUGAAAUUCUAGAAUUAUAAUUCCCGGUGUUUCCCAAACAGUUAUUAGAAUUUGAAAUUCUAGAAUUGUAAUUCCCGGUGUUUCCCAAACAGUUAUUAGAAUUUGACAUUCUAGAAUUGUAAUUCCCGAUG